GCUAUUUAUCUUUUACGUUUGCUCUUUGUAAUUACACUUGAAAUAAGGUAAAUGAAUAAUUAGACACUUGAGAGAAGUAAGAUCAAUAAUUAGAUACUAAAUAAAAAGAAAAGAAAGGUAGAAAGACUUCAGCUAUAAAGUCAAAUUUUUGGAAAGACAAAGAGCGCAGAAUCUGAGUGUCAAAGGUGCAAGUAAAACGAACAGAUCUACGAUCUAAAUGGCGUCGUUUUGCGCUGUGUGUUGAGACGGCGCGUUUCCUAACCUCAAAUAACAUUGCUUUAAUUAGGAAACUGCAUCAUUUUGUAAUCGCACGUUUCGUACUGUACACGCUUCGAAAUGUCGUACAUGCUAUCGCAUUUGGAAAACGGCUAUCAAGUCGAUCAAGCCAUUCUAUCGGAAGAAGACAGAGUCGUGGUGAUUCGCUUCGGGCACGAUUGGGACCCGAUGUGCAUGAAAAUGGACGAGGUGCUCUAUAAUAUCGCAGAAAAAGUCAAGAACUUUGCCGUUAUUUACUUGGUGGACAUCACAAAAGUGCCAGAUUUCAAUAAGAUGUAUGAAUUGUACGACCCGUGUACAGUAAUGUUCUUCUUUAGAAACAAGCAUAUCAUGAUAGAUUUAGGUACCGGGAAUAAUAACAAGAUAAAUUGGACGUUGGAAGACAAACAGGAAAUGAUCGACAUUAUUGAGACGGUUUACAGAGGUGCUAGGAAAGGUCGAGGUUUAGUUGUUUCUCCUAAAGAUUACUCUACUAAAUAUCGAUAUUAAUUUAGUUAUAAAUUAGAUGUUUUUGUAUUUUGAGGAAAGAUGUUGAGAUAAUAUUUAUUUUAAGGUAAGAAGGUUACAUUGACAAAAGUUAGAAUCUGAUUUUCAAUAAACAAUGCAUUGUAAACUCUGUUGCAACUUAUAUGUUGCGCAUAUCUUAAAAAUAAAUGUAAGCUAGCGUAAA
Molecule: messenger RNA, 946 nt
Organism: Wasmannia auropunctata (little fire ant)
Lineage: Eukaryota; Metazoa; Arthropoda; Insecta; Hymenoptera; Formicidae
Gene: Dim1
Product: thioredoxin-like protein 4A
Exons: 3
Coding region: 337-765 (142 amino acids)
Biological process (GO): mRNA splicing, via spliceosome
Cellular component (GO): U4/U6 x U5 tri-snRNP complex; U5 snRNP; spliceosomal complex
Source: RefSeq, a predicted model, not a curated record